Messenger RNA from Rhododendron vialii, 1592 nucleotides. Its product is annotated as GABA transporter 1. Gene Ontology annotation, cellular component: plasma membrane. The record is from RefSeq and is a predicted model, not a curated record. The coding region runs from base 90 to 1469 and encodes 459 amino acids. Lineage: Eukaryota; Viridiplantae; Streptophyta; Magnoliopsida; Ericales; Ericaceae. The transcript has 7 exons.
UUCACUCAUUGAGAGAGAGAGAGAGAGAGAGAGAGAGAGAGAGGGAGAGGGAGAGGGAGAGGGAGAGGGAGAGGGAGAGAGAGAGAGAGAUGGCUAACCUCUACCCGAGCUCCAAAGCUGUGCAUGAAGAGGAGGAUCUUAAUCAUGUUCCUCCGCAAGAGAAGGAACUUGAUGCUGGUGCUCUUUUUGUGCUUAAAUCCAAAGGGUCAUGGAUACAUAGCGGGUACCACUUGACAACAUCAAUUGUAGCUCCAGCGCUGUUGAGCCUCCCAUACGCAUUUGCAUCCCUUGGCUGGGCCUCCGGAAUCAUGUGCCUGGUGGUCGGAGCAGUGGUCACCUUCUACUCUUACAACUUGAUUUCAUUGGUUCUGGAACACCACGCCGAGUUGGGUCAUCGGCACCUCCGCUUCCGCGACAUGGCUCAUGACAUUUUAGGGCCGAGAUGGGGCCGGUAUUACGUGGGUCCGGUUCAGUUCCUGGUAUGCUAUGGCGCAGUUGUUGGUUCCACGCUUCUGGGUGGACAGUGUAUGAAGGCAAUCUACUUGCUAUCAAACCCAGGGGGAUCUAUGAAGCUUUACGAAUUUGUAAUAAUAUUUGGAAGCUUCAUGUUGAUCUUAGCUCAAAUACCAUCUUUCCACUCGCUGAGGCACAUCAACUUGGUUUCCUUGGUACUAAGCCUUGCCUACAGCGCUUGUGCCACUGCUGGUUCCAUUUACAUAGGAAGUUCAUCCAAGGGGCCAGAAAAGGACUAUUCCUUAAGUGCGAACACUGAAACUCGCGUUUUUGGCAUCUUCAAUGCGAUAGCCAUAAUCGCAACAACAUUCGGGAAUGGAAUCAUCCCAGAAAUCCAGGCAACUCUGGCACCACCAGUGAAGGGGAAGAUGUUCAAAGGACUUUGUGUAUGUUAUGCAGUGCUGAUUGUAACUUUCUUUUGUGUAGCCAUUUCUGGGUACUGGGCAUUUGGCAACCAAUCUGAGGGUCUAAUCCUCAGCAAUUUCUUGGAUCAAGAUGGGAAUGCUUUGGUCCCUAAAGGGUUCAUUUUGAUUACUAAUCUCUUCACUAUUCUCCAACUAUCAGCUGUUAGUGUGGUGUACUUACAGCCCACAAAUGAAGUGCUCGAGCGGACUUUUGCAGACCCCCAGAGCAGCGAGUUCUCCACCCGCAAUGUCAUCCCAAGGCUAAUCUCGCGGUCACUCUCUGUCAUCAUAGCCACAACCAUCGCCGCAAUGCUCCCCUUCUUCGGAGACAUUAAUGCAGUGAUUGGCGCUUUUGGAUUCCUGCCACUCGAUUUUGUCCUGCCCGUAGUUUUCUACAACUUGACGUUUAAGCCAUCCAAGAGAAGCCCUAUUUUCUGGCUGAACGUCUCGAUUGCUGCAGUUUUCUCCGCAAUGGGAGUCAUAGCGGCAGUUGCAGCAGUUAGGCAAAUCAGUCUCGAUGCCAAAACUUUUCGGUUAUUCGCUAAUGUAUAACCAUUGAUACUUAUGCAUUAGGUGAUAUUCUUGAUGUAAAAUUCAUUUGGACUCUCAAUAGUACACUGAAAAGUGAAACACAGAAGUAUAUACAUAUACAAGCAUUCUACUACUUGCCAGAAA